Molecule: messenger RNA, 584 nt
Organism: Entrophospora sp. SA101
Lineage: Eukaryota; Fungi; Glomeromycota; Glomeromycetes; Entrophosporales; Entrophosporaceae
Source: the annotation of a GenBank genome assembly
AUGCUGGAAAGACAAAUAGAAACAAAGGAAAUCAACCAACGACUUGUCAGGAACAAUCCUAGUAGUAUUGAAUUAGAAUAUUUGACUGAAAAUGAUUGGAAACAAAUUGAUUACUUGUGUGUUUGUUGGAAUUCGACCUAUCUUAUGCUGGAAAGACAAAUAGAAACAAAGGAAAUCAACCAACGACUUGUCAGGAACAAUCCUAGUAGUAUUGAAUUAGAAUAUUUGACUGAAAAUGAUUGGAAACAAAUUGAUGACUUGUGUGUUAUUUUAAAACCAUUAUACAUUGCAACCAAAUUUUUAUCAUCAAGUUCACCCACUUUAAGUGAUGUGUGCAUUACUUUUACUGCAUUAAUUAAAGAAUUGAAAAAGGUAAUUGAUGGCAACAAUGAACAUUAUUUAAUUGCAGAUUCAGUUAAUCAUAAAUUAAAAGAAUAUUGGAGUCUCAUGGAAAAUAACACACGAAUCAGUUCUGUAAUUGAUCCAAGAAAUAAAUUAUCUGGUUUUACACUACAAGAAAUUGAAGAAUUAAAAAAUGAAUUUAAAAAUCUUAUAGAUACAUAUGAACCACUGAAUCAACAAUU